CGAGAGAGUUAAAUACAUUCGAACCGCCAGCCAAGUAGCGAACAGCCGAGCGGCGCCAGUAAAGUUCUGGCUCAUGAGUAUCCGUUGAGCCUGAGAUAUUGAUAGCUGCCUGAGAUUCAAAGAUCAACGCCCACAGCACAAAUGAAACUCUACACCGACUCUACUCCGAAUGGGAUCAAAGUGAGCAUGGCUUUGGAAGAAUUAGGGCUUCCUUACGACGUGGAACACAUCGACAUAAGUAGUCGCCGGCAGAAAGAGCCCUGGUUUCUCGAGAUCAAUCCCAAUGGCCGGAUUCCUGCAAUAGUCGACACACUCGAGGACGGCAAGCAGAUUAGAAUCUUCGAAGGUGGAAGCAUCUUACAAUAUUUGACUGAACGUUAUGAUUGCGAGUACAAGUUGUCGUUCCCGCCAGGAACUGCAGAGUAUUGGGAGUGUAAGAGCUGGUUGUUCUUUCAGCACGGAGGUAUCGGGCCGAUGCAAGGACAAGCGGCACACUUCUUGCGUUAUGCGCCCACCAAAAUCCCGUACGCGGUCGACAGGUACGUCACAGAAACGAAGCGUCUCUACAAGGUACUCGACACACAACUCGAAAAGUCAAUCUCCGGAUUCCUAGUCGGCGAUCAUGUGUCCAUCGCGGACGUCGCGGCAUUGUCGUGGGUGAUUUAUGGAAAAUAUGUCGAGGUUGAUAUGGACGACUUUCCGAGUCUGGAGAGAUGGGAAUCUAUGAUGAGCGAAAGGCCUGGUAUACAAAGAGGUUUUCAUGUGCCCAAACCCUUGGCAGUCAAGAGUAAUGACCCCAAAGCUCUCGAAGCAUACGCACAGCAUAAUACUACUUGGAUUCUGGAGGGAAUGGAACAAGACAGACGAGCUCUCGGGAAACGUGGCCUAUGAAUCUUGGAGUUGGCGUGUGGAUGCGCCGAUUGAUCGUAUACAACAUUAUGGCAAAACCCGUGUAGCAUGAAGUCUAAGAGUUUUCUAGUACUUCAUACCUGGUCGCCUAAACGGAAUAGAGACCGGAUUGGCAAUACGGGCAGGAAAGGCUAGUGCUGUCAAAAACAUCUAUAAUGCUACCGAUACAGCAUGAGGAUGGAGUUCUACGGGCUUGAUCUUUUGGAGCAUACAGUAUUAGCUCCUCAUCUUGAGUUUGUUGCUCUCGACACUGCAGUGUAUGGCUUCGAUCCGCUCCUGGAAACAGGUCCCCACAAAUAGGAUUCAUAAAUCCAUCCUCAGCUAGAAUGAAUAGAGA
Messenger RNA from Exophiala oligosperma, 1246 nucleotides. RefSeq lists its product as uncharacterized. The transcript has 2 exons. The record is from RefSeq and is a predicted model, not a curated record. The coding region runs from base 142 to 891 and encodes 249 amino acids. Lineage: Eukaryota; Fungi; Ascomycota; Eurotiomycetes; Chaetothyriales; Herpotrichiellaceae.